Messenger RNA from Protopolystoma xenopodis, 237 nucleotides. Lineage: Eukaryota; Metazoa; Platyhelminthes; Monogenea; Polystomatidea; Polystomatidae. The record is from the annotation of a GenBank genome assembly.
AUGGGCAUUCACGCCCAGAAGGCCAUCCGCGAAUCAGCUCUCACAUUUCCUUCGGCAAAACUGCCCUACACUCUGCAGGUCGUGGGGACAAGAGGGCUUAAGGCUGCAGCACCCAUCAACAUGCCCCUAUUUGGCCCGACAUCGCGAAAAGCUAUCGCUUCCUCCGCCAGACUGGCAGGCCUGGAAACAGCCCUCACAAGCGCCAAUGCCAGCGACAGAGGCUCCGAUUCACCAUAA